UAUUUUAACAGAUAAAAUUCAUUCCAAGUUAUAUAAAAGAUAUAAGAAAGAAACUGGGCAUGAUCCCUGGAUAAAUUCCCGUAACUCCCCAAUUUCUAGGACUAAUCCAAAUAAAAUGGAAUGUCUUUAUAAAUAUGCCAUUGAACAUGGAGAAGAUCCUGAGAAAUUUUCGAUUGUUACUGAAGCUGAGAAAAAUAGGUGGGCCAUGGAAUGCUUCCGUGAUGACUUGGAAAGAGAUAUACGCUUUUAUCAAGGUGCAAUAGAAAGAAAGGAAGAUCCUAGAAAAUAUCAUAAAUUUUUAACUGAUCGGGAUAGGCUGAUCGGUGAAGAAUUAUUACGUCGCAAUAUUCUAAAGAGUGAUUCAAAUAAUAUUAUGGAAGAAUGGGGAAAAAAUCAUACUCAAUUCAUACAAAUUUUUAUCCAGGCCUGA
This is a messenger RNA of Entrophospora candida, 430 nucleotides long. The record is from the annotation of a GenBank genome assembly. Lineage: Eukaryota; Fungi; Glomeromycota; Glomeromycetes; Entrophosporales; Entrophosporaceae.